Molecule: messenger RNA, 2109 nt
Organism: Neogale vison (American mink)
Lineage: Eukaryota; Metazoa; Chordata; Mammalia; Carnivora; Mustelidae
Gene: ACP2
Product: acid phosphatase 2, lysosomal
Exons: 11
Coding region: 36-1307 (423 amino acids)
Biological process (GO): dephosphorylation; lysosome organization
Cellular component (GO): lysosome
Molecular function (GO): acid phosphatase activity
Source: RefSeq, a predicted model, not a curated record
UCCACCCUCUUUCUGCAGCAUAGUCUAUAACGGUGAUGGCGGGCAGACAGUUUGCGUGGAGCGGGGCGGCUCUUCUCCAGCUCCUUCUUGGCGUGAAUCUGAUAGUGAUGCCCCCCACCCAGGCCCGGAGUCUGCGCUUCGUUACCUUGCUAUACCGACAUGGAGACCGUUCACCAGUGAAGACAUAUCCCAAGGACCCCUAUCAGGAAGAUGAGUGGCCUCAGGGGUUUGGUCAGCUAACCAAGGAAGGGAUGCAACAGCACUGGGAGCUGGGCCAGGCUCUGCGGCAGCGCUACCAAGGCUUUCUCAACACCUCUUACCACCGGCAAGAGGUUUAUGUGCGAAGCACAGACUUUGACCGCACUCUCAUGAGUGCCGAGGCCAACCUGGCUGGACUCUUCCCUCCCAACGGGAUGCAGCGUUUCAACCCAAAUAUCUCUUGGCAACCUAUCCCUGUCCACACUGUGCCCAUCGCUGAGGAUAGGCUGCUGAAGUUCCCGUUGGGCCCAUGUCCCCGCUACGAGCAGCUGCAGAAUGAGACCCGACAGACACCAGAGUAUCAGAAUGAGAGUAUUCAGAAUGCACAAUUUCUGGAUAUGGUGGCCAACGAGACAGGGCUUACAGACGUGACACUGGAGACCGUCUGGAAUGUCUAUGACACACUCUUCUGUGAGCAAACACACGGGCUGGUCCUGCCGCCCUGGGCCUCACCCCGAACCAUGCAGCGUCUGAGCCGACUAAAGGACUUCAGCUUCCGCUUCCUCUUCGGGAUCUACGAGCAGGCAGAGAAGGCCCGGCUUCAGGGGGGAGUCCUGCUGGCUCAGAUACGGAAGAACCUGACCCUGAUGGCAACCUCCUCCCAGCUCCCUAAGCUGCUGGUUUACUCCGCGCAUGAUACCACCCUGGUCGCGCUGCAGAUGGCACUGGACGUCUACAAUGGGGAACAGGCCCCCUACGCCUCCUGCCACAUAUUUGAACUGUACCAGGAAGAUAACGGGAAUUUCUCAGUGGAGAUGUACUUCCGGAAUGAGAGUGACAAGGCUCCCUGGCCUCUGGUCCUGCCUGGCUGCCCUCACCGCUGCCCGCUGCAGGACUUCCUGCACCUCACAGAGCCGGUCGUGCCCAAGGAUUGGCAGCAGGAGUGCCAGCUGGCAAGCGGGCCCGCGGACACAGAGGUGAUCGUGGCCUUGGCUGUCUGUGGCUCCAUCCUCUUCCUCCUCAUCGUGCUGCUCCUCACCGUCUUGUUCCGGAUACAGGCCCAGCCUCCUGGCUACCGCCACGUCGCAGAUGGGGAAGAUCAUGCCUGACAACCACUCAGCCCCCUUCCCUCUGCCUCCUAGGGGAGGGGGGCUGGGCCCUUGCUCCUGACUGUUGCUACUCCCAGAGGAGACCCUGGGUUGGCCUCUCUCUGAUGACCCCAACCUAGAUGAACAAGUGGGACUCGGCUUGGCCCUUGGCACCUGUCACUCAGCAUUCACGUGCCUCCCUGUUCACCAAGUACUGUGUUGGACUUUGGCUUUCUCCAGACAAGAUUUGCCUCCACCAUGCUUCCUAAGGACCAGAAGUGUAGACAAGUAGUCAAGCUUCACUCAGGACCCGGGAUUGAAAAACUGAAGGAGUUAGUGCUUGUUCUGCCUCACGCCCCAUCCCCCAAACCCAGUCUUGCUCUUUCUUCCAGCCUGGACUCUUCGGCAAAUGGUUCAGAGGACACAGUCUUGCCUCUCCGUGCUUACUGUAGUGGGAAAAACUGCACAACAUCGGGGGUAUGGACACUGGCCACUAAGGAACCGGAUCGCCCAGAGGCCAGCCAGCCAAGUUUUCCUUUGUCCCCCUGAAGCCAUUAUGUCUGUUACAGAGUCAGACAUAAUGCUUCAGGCAUCUUGUCAGCCUGCAGCUGGAGCAGGGCAGGAGGGUGUUGGUGCCGGGGAGGGGGAGAGGGAGAGGGAGGGGGCAUGAGUUGCAGCACAGACCUGACACUACUAUCCCCCUCAGCGAGGCUGGGGUCUCCACGGACCAGAGGUCCAUGCAGGUUGUGAGCUGGCCAGCUUGUGACUGUGGCCCAGAAUAGGGCCAAGGUGACUUCCGGAGAAUGAAAGUUCUAGACUCUUA